AUGCACCAGCACCGCAGAAAGUCCGGUCACGCCUCCGGCAACCCGUCUUUGACAGACGUCCGCAAGGCCGUCAGCGCGACAGACCCUUCAUCAAAGAAGUACUCGUCUCGUCCCACGAUGUCGAGGAGGUCUACACCACAAUCACUCCCAAAACUAGGGAAAAACCCCCGCGACCGGGAAAAGGAGUUAGACCAGGAGCGUUGGUGGGACGAAGAACGGGAGAGCUUCCCGGAGUAUUGCAUGAUUUGCGAAAAGCAGUUCGUCCCAUAUGAUGAUCAGUCUCUCUACUGCUCUGAAGACGCCAGUAUUUCCUCUGUGCCGAGCCGGUACAGCAGCAGCAGCUACCCAGCUACCACCCAAUAUCCCUUCUACUCUGGGCCGCCAGAAUCUAGAGACAUCAUCCCCCGCGCUUCCCCCUCACGGCCGAGUUCAACGCAUGUCUCCCCGCCCGUCAACCCCGCAUCAGCCAUCGCAGCCCUGAAGUCGCUCUCAGUCCGGCCGGCAAGCCCCACGUCGCCCGUCGGGACCUAUCACCAGGGCAUCUGGCCCUUCGCGCGCAGCACGACGGCUACCAGCCCCAGCAGUUCGUACACGAAACCAUCUCCGGGCUUCUUCUCAUCCACGUACGACGGCGCCUACUACGGUGCCGGUGCCGAUUAUUACGGCACAAGCUCCGAUCGGCCACUCCCCUCUCGCCGGCCAACGGCCUAUUCGAGGCCAAAGAGCAUAGAGCUCGUGACGCCCAUGUUGGGGCGGUAG
This is a messenger RNA of Dichotomopilus funicola, 759 nucleotides long. RefSeq lists its product as uncharacterized. Lineage: Eukaryota; Fungi; Ascomycota; Sordariomycetes; Sordariales; Chaetomiaceae. The record is from RefSeq and is a predicted model, not a curated record. The transcript has 3 exons. The coding region runs from base 1 to 759 and encodes 252 amino acids.